This is a messenger RNA of Anoplopoma fimbria (sablefish), 6325 nucleotides long. It is a transcript of the gene skia, whose product is annotated as v-ski avian sarcoma viral oncogene homolog a. The transcript has 7 exons. Gene Ontology annotation, molecular function: RNA polymerase II cis-regulatory region sequence-specific DNA binding; SMAD binding; DNA-binding transcription factor activity, RNA polymerase II-specific. NCBI's taxonomy places the organism in Eukaryota, Metazoa, Chordata, Actinopteri, Perciformes, Anoplopomatidae. The record is from RefSeq and is a predicted model, not a curated record. Gene Ontology annotation, cellular component: nucleus. Gene Ontology annotation, biological process: negative regulation of BMP signaling pathway. Bases 523 to 2757 code for a protein of 744 amino acids.
GGGCAGACGCAGCGGAUCGCAGUCCUCGACGGCGGAAAAGAGUCUAAAAUAAGGAUUGUUUUUUCGAGCAGUAUCGACUCACAUCUAACCCCCCCCCCCCUUUUUUUUUCUCUUUUCAUUUUUUCGCCCACAUCGUUUAUUGGGAAAUCCAAAACAAUCGGAACUUCUCUGGAGUUUGGAGAGAGGUUUUUUUUUCUUCUUCUUCUUCUUCUUCUUCUUGUUCUUCUUCUUCUUCUUCUUCCAGAUAUGGACAGUCGGCGACCCGCCGCAGGGAGCGACCGGCCGGUGUCCGCUCAGUAGUCCCGGGGAUAAAACUGCAACAAAACAAACAGAAACCAGCCACUCGCCUUUCUGGGACUUUUUUUUUUUUUUUUUUUUUUCCACUGGAUGUUUGAUGAAGCGCUUCACAAUUGUGGUCAGUUCUCGGACACCGUGGAUUUACCAGCUCCAGGAAAGGAUAGAUCCUCGCGGUUCCCGGUCGACUACGAGAAGGAUUUACGCUUCUAAAGUUGCAGAAAAAACAUGGAGACUGUAAGUCGGCAGAGCUUCCAGCCUCAUCCUGGACUGCAACAAACUCUCAAGCAGUUUCACAUCAGCUCUAUGAGCUCUCUUGGCGGACCGGCGGCUUUCUCUGCCCGGUGGCAACAUGAGCUCCUCUUCAAGAAGGAGGGUAAGGAGCCCGAGCCCGUCCUGCAGCAUCUGCCGCCGCCGGUGAUGCCGGGCCCGCUGUUCAUCCCGUCGGACCGCUCCACGGAGAGGUGCGAGACGGUCCUGGAGAGCGAGACCAUCUCGUGCUUCGUGGUCGGCGGCGAGAAGCGGCUGUGCCUGCCGCAGAUCCUCAACACGGUGCUCCGGGACUUCUCCCUGCAGCAGAUCAACUCGGUGUGCGACGACCUGCACAUCUACUGCUCGCGGUGCACGGCGGACCAGCUGGAGAUCCUGAAAGUCAUGGGGAUCCUGCCCUUCUCGGCUCCGUCCUGCGGCCUCAUCACCAAGACGGACGCGGAGCGGCUCUGCAACGCCCUGAUCUACGGAGGCGCCUACCCGCCGCGCUGCAAGAAGGAGCUGAGCGGUGGUGGUGGAGGAGGUGGUGGUCUUGGUGGUGGUGGAGGAGGCUCGCUGGAGCUGGAGCUCACCGAGAGGAGCUUCAAAGUCUACCACGAGUGUUUUGGCAAGUGCAAGGGCUUGUUCGUGCCGGAGCUGUACAGCAACCCCAACGCAGCGUGCAUCCAGUGCAUGGACUGCAGACUCAUGUACCCGACGCACAAGUUCGUGGUGCACAGUCACAAGGCACAGGAGAACAGGACUUGCCACUGGGGCUUCGACUCGGCCAACUGGAGGGCGUACAUCCUCCUGGGCCAGGAUUACUCGGGGAAAGAGGAGAAGGCUCGUCUGGAGCAGCUCCUGGACGAGAUCAAGGAGAAAUUCGACUUCGCCAACAAGUACAAGAGGAAAGCUUCGUCCAGGGCCUCCGAUCCCAUCCCGAUCAAAAAGUCAAAACAUGACGACUUCCCAUCGCAAGCCCUGCUGGCGGACAAAGAGAAGCAGCACGACUGGCUACAGUCUCUCGCCGCCUCCAAUAAGGGGCUUAACUGCAUUCAGCCCAGACAGAGGCCCUCAGCUUUCAGACCCUGGUCCCCCCACAUCUCUGCAGGUGACAAGGAACCAUCCAGUCACCCCCUGGCCCUGCUGAGAGACAGCUUCUACAACUACAAGAGCCUGGAGAAAGCCGUGGCCCCCAAUGUUGCCCUGCCACCACUCCCCCAGGGGAAAGUGGGCCCCAUGUCCCCGUCGGUACCCAGCACCUCCCAUCCAAGAGGGGGGGAACCCCCCGGCGAGGGUGCCAACUCCAGGCCUCGCAAGAGGAGAGCCACAGGGGAGCUCCAGCCCCCAAUGCCAGAGGCCCCCUGCCCUCCGCCCUCAGCUGCCAGCAAGCCCCCGGCACCGCCAACACCUCAAGAGGAAAGGGACUCUGAGGUGGAGAUCGAAGUGGAAUGCCGCGAUGAAUUCACUUCGUCCCUGUCCUCCCUGUCAUCACCGUCCUUCACCUCCUCCAGCAGCUCAGCCAAGGACCUGAGCUCGCCUGGCACCCAGGGGCCUAUCUGCACAGUCACGCCGGGCGAGGUCACCGCCCCGCCAACCACGCCCGUCGCAGCCGCCGUGACCCCGUCAGAGCUGGGCCUGGAGUCGGAGCUGGAGAGCCUGAGGCAGGCACUGGACAGCGGACUGGACUCCAAAGAGUCAAAGGAGAAGUUUCUGCACGAGAUUGUGAAGAUGAGGGUGAAGCAGGAGGAGAAGUUGGGAUCGGCCUUGCAGGCCAAACGCAGCCUCCAGCAGGAGCUGGAGUUCUUGCGGGUGGCCAAAAAGGAGAAACUGCGGGAGGCGACCGAGGCGAAGCGAAACCUGAGGAAAGAAAUCGAGCGCCUGCGAGCCGAGAGCGAGAAGAAGAUGAAGGAAGCCAACGAGUCGCGGAUCCGCCUGAAGCGGGAGCUGGAGCAGGCCCGGCAGCUGAGGGUGUGCGACAAAGGCUGCGAAGCCGGCCGUCUUCGCGCAAAGUACUCGGCACAGAUCGAAGACCUCCAGAUGAAGCUGCAGCACGCCGAAGCCGACCGCGAGCAGCUCCGAGCCGACCUGCUGCAGGAGCGGGAGGCCAGGGAGCACCUGGAGAGGGUGGUGAAGGAGCUACAGCAGCAACUCUGGCCCAAAUCCCACAGCGACAAGGAUGGGAUGCCCAUGGACACGCCAGCUGACAACUAAUCCAGCAGCUGACCACGCCGCCCCGCUAUUCUUCCCCCAUCACCACGAUCGCCAACAUCCUCUGCCCAAAUCAGACCAUGAACACACCCAGGCAUCCUGGGCCGGCCACAUCGCACCACUGUCCGUCACGCUCGCCCUCUAGAACGCAACGAUGAAAGACUCGAUCAGAGACGAAAGAAACAAGGAGCUGUGUCCUCAUCCCUGCCCACGAGAAGUCAAGUGAGUGGUUUCCUUGGACUGGAAACGGCAAAGUACAAUGCUGCUUCAAGGAAACAGGUGUUUCUAAAAAUCAAGCACUGACUCGCACAUUACAAACUCACUGAACUACACGAAUGAAAGAGAAGCAGCACAACGUGCGGUUGUGCCCGGCAGGAUUAUGGGAUGAGACGUCCGUGAUAAUAAAUGCUGAGAGAUGAUCAUAUUAUAUUGGUUAAUAGGUGUAACAGCGGUGCGUCCAGGAGGGCGAGGCUCAACCCACAGUUCCCCAAAAAGUCUCUGCCACCGUCCCUCACCACGAAGAAGAUGGUGGAGGAUUCUGAAGACAUUCUAAGCUAUUUAAGAGACUACAUAGCGAAAUGUAAACAAAAGAAAUAAAGGACAGUUUCUUUAUCUCUCUGUGCUAUUGAAGUUUGAAAAAUAUAAAAGAUAGAAAUAAAUCAGAAGAUGAACAAAAACAAGCAAAUGAACUUCCCACAGUGCCACCGUGGUUUUGUCGGUUAUUUUCAGGAAGCCAUCGCAGUCCACUGAGGGGAAAAGCGUUGAGUUCAAAGUUCAAGAGACCUGUAGUUUCCUCCCAUUGUUGUUUUAUUAAAUCAUUUAUUUCUCUGAGCAGUGGGCGGGCUUGUAUUUGGGCUGAUAUUUUCUCUCCUUGGUGCAGACCCCGAGGUUGGGAAUUGGAAAUAAAAACAUGCUGUGUUAAAGGCACCUUUCUAGAGAGCGCUUGUUUUGGAUGAUCAACACCAAGAUCCGACAGUCUCAGUGUUGCUCCCACUAAGUCACACACUGGUCGCCGUUUGAUUUUUAAAGCAUUUGGGUCAAAACCUUAAAGCGUGUAUCUUGUAAAGAUAAAAUACUCCAGAUGUGAGCGGGGCCUCGUUGUCUGGUCUUGUAAGCGCUCGAGUGAUGAAAGCCGGCAUGUUUUUCUAUUCCAACUGACAUCAGACACCAUCGUCUAUGACAUCAUAGUGGGCUGGAUUGGGCGUCCUGGGCAAGAACCACAAAAUGUUCAUUUUAAUUAAAUUAAGUUAUGUAAAUAUAAAUGUAUGUUGUUGUUUUGUUUCUUUUGACUUUACAAUAAUGAAUCGCACUUUGUCAUAACAAGAUACUGUUAUAAUUGUAAUUGUACUCCCACUAUUGUCUCCAAUCUUACUUUGAAAAACAUCAUCGUAUACAUGACUGCUACCAUAUAAAUCCAGUAAGCAUUUUGUUGAUUAUAUGCAUCUCGAAUAAAUACUGUUGUUCUGUUUCCAUAAAGGCAAAGUCUUGUAAAUAAACGGAAAGAAAAAAGGCUCUGCCUGUUGCUUGCUGAUGCAGUCUGGGAUUGUUGGAAAGUUUCUCCCGCUUUUGUAAUAUAAUUGACACAAAUAUCGCUCGAGCACCCGGUUACAACUCCCAACCAAUUUGACAAAAUUUCAUUAACAGCUUUCCUCGGCCAGGUGAAAGGUUUAUCUGAAGCCUGAACAAAAAAAGGCACCUGUUGGAAGAGUAAAAUCAGAUUUUAUUCCAAAGGCGGAGGCCACAAAUCUGCCGUCACACAGUGGGUACAAUGCAAUCAGAAUGUACAUUGUGUUAAAUGCUAUGUUUCCUUUUUGGUUGUUGAUGUUGUUUUUAAACGUGGAGAUAUUUUAUUGCUUGUCUGUUAUGUUCACUUUUUUUCCAAUUGAAAACUCAUAUUUUCUUUAUGCAUGAAAUUUGAGUUUGCCAUACAUAUAGUCAGUUAUUGGGCAUUGAUGCUGUACAUGUUAAGGUUUUAUUGUGUUAUGCAUUUUAAAGCAAUUUGUCUUAUUUAGAAGAGGAAAAGGUAAUUCAAAGAAAAGAUCUACACAUAGUAUAUUGCUCUUAAGAAAAACAAACUUCACACUUGCAAAAAAACAAAAGACGAUAAAAAAAGAAGACGAAUAAAAGAAUAAAAAUAAGUCGAUGCAAUGCUGGACAACCUCAAGUGCCUGGACGUGGGCGAAAGGUUUCCAGAUUAGGAAAACUGAUGACAAAGCUGUCGGGGCUGGGCCUCUCAUCAUCUUCCUGUUUGCAGGUUUCAAAUUAAAAGCCCUUCCCUUGCUCAGCAGCUCUUUUUAUCAGUAUUCUUAAAACCAACCAGUUUACAAACUUUGUGUUCUUUUCCAGUGCAGAGAACAGUUGAACAAAUGCUAGACGCUUGAGGCUUGUUUUUCCCUGAAUGAGUGCUUUAUUUUCUUCAUUUGAAAUCAAUGAUAUGCAUGUUCAAACAAUUUUUAUAGAAGAUCUUAUAAAGCCACUUGCUUUGGCGAAUUGUUACUUUGGGUUGUAUAUAAAGACUUUCGAGGAUGAUAAAAAGGGCAUUAUGUUAAAAGCCCUUUUCUUACCUAACAUUAUUGAUGUUCUGCGUCUGCGACUUUAGCAGACAUAAAAUUGGUACAUUUUGUAGUUGUUUUUACACUCAAAAGAGUCGAUAGCCUAUGUGUAGUUUACUCAUGGUUUUCUACAAAAGAAGGGAGACAAUAACGACAUUGGCUCUUCACUCUCCCGCGCAAAAUGUAAAAAAGCAGUUUAACAGCGUCUUGUUUUCUAAAGGAGAACCAUUUUGCUAAAUAAUGGACGGUAAAGCAAGCAAUAACAGUCCAUAUUAAUAGACAAAUAACUAGCCAGUGUGGAAAUUUGAAUAAGAAUUUACAAUUGUAAAUAUUUUUUUCAUUUACAAUAUUGUAUAAUAUAUGUACAUGGUGUUUCCUUUUUCAAAAAGAAGUCGUUUCUUAAAAUAGCUGUCUUGUUUUCUUUUGGUUUUUUUUUUAAAUUGUGUUUUAACUGAACAGCAGUGCGUAAGAGAAUAUUCCCUACAUAAACAUUUUAAUCCAUUUCUUUUCUUUUUUUUCCUUUUUUUUUUUACUGUAGAGUCUUUAUAUUGAAUGACUUUUUUCACCAGUUCAUAUAUAUUUUUAACAGUAUGUUCAGUAUCAGAUAGCAGGCCUACCGUAUGGGUCACACACAGGACUACGCCACCUUGCUGAUUGUUUCCCCCUCAUCCUCAUGUAUCUUUUUAGCCCUGUGCUGCUGCUAAUACUAUAUAAACCUUACAAUUCUAGAACUAUUUUUAUGUAAGAGGUAAAUGUAAGCUUUCCCAUUCAUUAAUGCCACAUAUACAGUAUGAAAAAAAAAGCCUGGCUUCUUCAUCUAUCCUCCUUGUUUCCCUCAUCUUUUCACGCCUUUUUCCUAAACCCUCCUCCAGCAACACCCUUCCUCUUCUCUCACGACACGGACUAUAUUGUAAAGUAAAGGACUUUAUGAGAUUAUGUUUGAAAAUAGCUAUGCUUAUAUACUACAGUGACUGAAUGUACAGUGUAUAGAUGCAUUACCAGAAAUAAAGUUGUUUGUC